This is a messenger RNA of Colletotrichum lupini, 3420 nucleotides long. Its product is annotated as cytidine and deoxycytidylate deaminase zinc-binding region. Gene Ontology annotation, molecular function: protein binding; catalytic activity. NCBI's taxonomy places the organism in Eukaryota, Fungi, Ascomycota, Sordariomycetes, Glomerellales, Glomerellaceae. The transcript has 19 exons. The record is from RefSeq and is a predicted model, not a curated record. The coding region runs from base 1 to 3420 and encodes 1139 amino acids.
AUGGCCUACCAAAUUAUUACACUUCUAACUAUGGAAGACAUGAAACGUGCUGCGUGCAAUAGUUUCGGCAUUUUAACACCUCAGCCGGAAAGGAAAUACGGUCUUGUUGGCUCUUUCCCUUUGACGAACGCAAAUAUUGAGUUGGUCGAACCUCAGGUGUCAAAUUCCCAGGCUUCUACCGGGAUUUCUCACUUUGCAUCUGACUCAUCUUGGGUUUUCUGUGUUCAGAGGCUGCCGAGGGCUGUCAACGAGGUCGGCAAAUUCACGCCAGAUCCCUGGAACAGUGAUCCCUUUACCACACCAAUUCUCAAUUCGCCGCAAAUCGAAUAUCAUGUCGGCGAAAGCGGCAAGUCAUUCUCGGUUCCCAAAGCUGUGAUGGAAUUCCUCUCUCCAAAGCUUGUGCGUAUGCCGCCUUCUGGACAAGGACAGCCCAAUUCCGCUUCAAUCACUCUGAGAGAUAUCGACGAGGCUACAUUCACUCGACUGGUGGAGUACGCAUAUCGCCAAGACUACACGGUCCAAGGUCUCAAAGCCCGCUCCUUUGCCUCCGACGAAGUCAGCGUUUUGCCUUCACUCUAUGAUAAGCUCGAGCGGGGAGAUGAGUAUUCAGAGAGCAACCCCUUCAUCCACGAUUCUGGCAUGGAUUUCCUUCGCGAACUCAAGGGUAGCUACAUAAUGCUCGACAAAUCGAUCCACAAAGAAGCUCUCGAGGCAAAGAAACUCCCUGGCCGCUAUGUUCGCUUUGACACCCUCAACGCCCACAUCGCCCUUUUGAACGUGGCGCACACAUACGAUAUCCAUCCUUUGAAGGAUCUCUGCAAAGCGCACUUCCGCGAGUGUCUGCUUUUCAUGCCUCUCAAUAGGUACACCGUGGCUGAUCUGCUCACUGUCUGGGAUUCUGUUGAGCACAUCGCUGACUGCGCUCCCGGCAAUGCGAUUUGCAACAUUAUCCUGGAUUACUUCGUCGCCACUCUCCCCACUUCGAACAUCAUCCGAGAUUUCGGGAUACACUCGUGCAGGACGAAGCCUUCACCCGCCAACUGCUCGACAAGUUGCCGAAUACUGGAGUCUAUGGGGAAAGCUUUGGGACAGCGGGAAAUUGUCUUCAUCGCGGAGAGGGCUCGACGGAUUAUUAGGGCUUUUGCUUCGGAGUUUGAGUCGUGGAUGACGUCCAUAGGGAAAUCAAAAAGACAACGAGGUCACAAAAUUAUUGUCCGGAAGCGUGAUGCCAGUUCGUUGACAUUUUCCUUUCAGGCCCAUCAUUUCAUUUUGCAUCCCUUCGUAGCCUCGGUCCCCUAUAUCCGGCGCAAAGCAGCCGACACCGGUAUCUCUGGCCGAUAUCUUCGCCAUGUAAGGCAAUGCCAAGGAGGUCACCGCAAAUCAUCACUUCAAUGUCCGGCGCGAUGUGAUCCAUGGUUCCAAAAUGUCGGGAUGAUACCGCGUGGCUCUCCACUUUUCCCCGACCACCCUUAUCUUUUGAGGGAAUUCGCCGACAAUGGCACUUUCAAGACUUAUGAACGGUGUCGCUAUAAAAAGGUGCUGAGCAUGUGGGAGUUGAUCAGCUUUGCCAUCUCAUUCCUUGUUGGGCCGCUAUCACCUGUCAUACCACCAGAUGCUCAUCUCACAAGUACUAUUGGCGCUGGGUGGAUUCCCAACGAUGACCAGGAUAUGUCCGGUCUCACGGUCAACUCGAUCCCAGCAGCGAAACGAGUCGAGUACAUGCAAAAGGCGAACGAGGCGCUCUUCCGGCAAAGCGGACCUUGCCCCUUUGCCGCAUUUGGAACCAUCAUCGUCAACCACACCAGCGACGAAGUUGUCUGCGAGGGAGCAAAUUUCCGAACUGGCGACCCUACUAUUCACGGAGAGAUCUCAGCCAUCAACGCAUGCACAGCCAAGUUUGCUGAACAGGGCAUGACGCCAACGCAGAUCUAUGCCGCAUGGGGAGAGCUAUCAAUCUACACGAACGCCGAGUCGUGUCCAAUGGUAUGUGCUUCAAGUUACCAGGAAGCUGGCAUCAUCGAAUACGUUUAUGGGACCACCAUCCAAUACAACUACAACGUCGGCUGGGGUGUCAUGACUCUCAGCAGUUACGACGUUUUCCAGCAAUCUCGCCAGCUGCCUGGCUAUCAAACGUCCAUGAUCGGACAGAUCCUCACAAACGAGACGGACCCUCUCUUCUCAUGGCAGUACAACGCAAGCGCGCCUUGCCCGAACGAUUGUUUUCGUGUCCCAAGCGCGACUCGAGGCGGAACGACCUGCUCCAAUGUUACUAUCUCCCGAAGGGACUAUGAGGCGCUCCACGCUAACAAUGAUUUCGGUGUCAUGGAAUCACUGAAAUAUGGCUCAUCAAGGAAGAACUUUCGGAUACCUCCUUCCACUAAUCCACCUAUUAGCAGCUCUGCGACAGUCAUGGAACUACCAAAGGCGACUCCCAGUCGGGUUCCGUAUUCUCUAGCACAACGAUGUGGUCGUCUCCCUAGCCGUUCUACAGCGGCUUCGUUCAACAGAGGUAUACCUGAUCUUGAAGGCGUACUCACCUCACGAGUGGUCACCUUUCGGAUCGGUCCAGACCGAAAGCCAUUCCAGAUCCACGAAAAGCUCGUAGCUUCCCGAUCAGUCAUCUUCGACCGCAUGCUGGCCAAUAAUAUGCGCGAGUCCCUCGAGGGCGUUGUCGAUAUUGAAGACGUUGAGCCAGAGGUAUUCACGAGUUUCAUCAACUUUGCCUUCUACGGAAACUACGACGUGCCGACGUCGCACAAAUUCCGAAAGGCGAAAGAUCAGGAGCCUGAAAACGCCAAAUUGAUUCCAGGAGAGACCUACGACUCCCUUCUCGAACACGUCCUAAAAUAUGACUUCAGACUAUCCAAAAAGCAACCGUAUCUACGAUAUCUGACGCUUUUUAUCAACCAAGGAACCCCCGGAAAGCUGUACGGCAUGCCGCCCGGGUUGCCGUGGAAUAAGGACGAGGAACUCGAGGCAAAUUUUGACCUCAUGGUCGCGAAUCGCCUUUUUGGGGAGAUUUGCAUGCAUCACGUUCAACUCUACAUAUUCGCCGACAGAUACGACAUUGCGCAGCUGAGGCAGGUGUGCCUUCACCGCCUCCACAGCUCUCUGACGCGUGCGAGACUCGGCGACCCCGGCUAUCAGCUUCUGUUUGGCGUCAUCGUAUUUGCAUUCACCAACACGAUGCCGGGAGACAAGAUCCGAAAACUGCUGAUUCAGACGUGCGUUGCCGACUUUAGCAUGGUGCGCGCGAUGCCCAGCUUCACCGAUCUGCUGCAUCGCGUACCCGAGCUGGGGAUUGAAAUCAUGACUGAGCUCCCCACGUAUUGGGAGGAAAGGAAGAAGGCGAUCAAUGAUGUCAAUGCAAAGUUUGCAUCGGCACAAUCGGACGCUACAACGAGCAAAGAAAAAUCUUGA